Messenger RNA from Saccostrea cuccullata (small rock oyster), 2719 nucleotides. RefSeq lists its product as uncharacterized. The transcript is spliced from 12 exons. Bases 32 to 1354 code for a protein of 440 amino acids. The record is from RefSeq and is a predicted model, not a curated record. NCBI's taxonomy places the organism in Eukaryota, Metazoa, Mollusca, Bivalvia, Ostreida, Ostreidae.
AUAAAACAGGAAGUAAAUAGUCUGUUCGAAAAUGGCAACAUGGAAUUAUGCAUUCUUAAGAAAAUGGUUGUUUAUGUCCAUGAUCCUACAUUAUGGUUGUCCAGAUGACUUUGUCAGUCAUGCUUGUCUUGAAGCGGCGAUCGAUUUUGCCUGGAGUAGAACAGCGUGUUCGUUUACAUUAAGAACUGCAAAAUCAGAGCUUGAGUCCGACAGAUUUACCUGUUUACAGAAAUGUCAAGUAAAAAUUGAUAACUUGAUAGAACCAAAGUGGUAUGCGUAUGAAUAUCGACUUAAAUCCUUGGCUCUUAUUUUUGAUGGUUUAAGCAAAAAUCUGCAGACGAUCGACAAUCGAUGUAUUAGUUCAUAUACCUAUCCAUACGAGAGAACAUGGAAAAUUAUUUGCAAUACUAGCUUACAGAACGAAGACAUCGGAAAAAAUUUGUGCACAUCAGGUAAGAGUUGUGAAGAUCUAUCCAAGUCAUGUUCGCAAUCGUCCACAGAACAAAUCGGCGUUUGUGUAUGCAGAGAUGGGUAUCUUAGAUAUGGAAACAAAUGUUUCAAGGGAAAUUUGCAACUGAACGAAAUGUGCCAGAGAAAUGUGCAGUGUACAGGGACAGUUGGUUUGAUAUGUCACAACCAAAAAUGUGUCUGUAGACAAGGAUACUUUCAAAUCAAUGAUUCCGUCUGUUUAUCAUCUGAUAUCUCAGAUAGUUUGUGUACGUCAGAUGAGGAGUGUAGAGAUGAAUCUAAAUCAUGUUUAGUGAGAGGACAAGUCGGCAUUUGUGCUUGCAAAUCUGGGUUCAUAGGUUUCGGAAACGAUUGUCUAAAGGGAGAUUUAAGUCUGCAUGAAUCGUGCCAGCGAAAUGAGCAGUGUUCUAUGGUACUUGGCUCUGUUUGUGAGAACAACAUAUGUACCUGUAGAGAAGGCUAUGUCUCAUCUAACAAUGACUCCGAAUGCUCUUUCCGUGGUAGAUCUCAAGCAAGUGUCCAGGGCCAGAAAGAAGAUAAUGCUGUCAGUGUGACAGUUGGAGCUGUUUUUGGCGGCCUUAUCUUAGGCAUUGUUCUAACUGUUCUUGGGGUCAUCAUCUACAAAAAUAUACGAAAUGGGAAACCCAAGGCUGGAAAAAAACAAGACCAAACGGUUGCAUUUUUUAACAACACUUCUUAUGAAACUGAAAGAGAAGCACAUCAGAACCACUCUACUGUGCAACGUGCAAAUGAGAGAAAAAUUGUAAAUGUGCCACCGUUUGCUCAUUCUAUGGAUUUACCAGUAACGGAAAACACGUACACCAACAAAAGUUCGAUGGCGAAUAGUCAUGACGUAAAUAAUGACGUAUAUAAUCAUCUGCAUUAAAAAGAAGAUUCCGACAUUGAUGAAACUUACGACCACGCCCAUGAAAACAUAAAUCUCACAAUGGAGGAGAGUGACUACAGUAAUCUAAAUACAGGGAGACGAUAUAUGGCACCAGAUGUUUAUGCUUCUGAAGAUAAUGAUAAUGAUGAGCGCGAACCACCUGUUGAUUACUGUUCAUAGAAAAAGCAGUAAAGAAGUUGUAAAUUAUCGUGCAAAGACAUUCUUAUGAUUAGACUGAGUCAAGCAUUUUAUGAGACUGUUUGUUGUCUUUCAUUGACUUACUUUAGAGACCUUUUAAAUGCAUAAAGCAUAUAUUUUGAGAUCAAGUGUAGGGAGUAAAAAUAUUUUCGGUCGAAAAUCAUUAGGCAUGUUAGGGGAAACAUUCCCCUUUUUUCGUAGUUUUGGGUAAUCUUUGAGUCACAGAGUACAUGGAGAAUUCAUUCGACGAGUUCAUUCAUUUUAUGGUAUGAUUUUCAUUUCUUCAAAUUUGAUAAAGCUAAACCAAUUUGUUUGCUGUAAAUAUGCCAUUUAUUUUUUCAUAAUUAAGUGAUGCCUUUCCAGUCUCUUUUCAAAUCACCUUUUAGACUUUUUGACGCAAGUCUAUGAAGCCAAGAAAAUCACAAAGGCACUUGUACGCUCAGUACUUUUCUCAUUAACGUAAUAUCAUGAUAACAUGGCGUAUUAUUUUUGACGAAGUUGUAUUGCUAAUAUUUGCUAUUAACACACAAUUAGGUCAUCACAUAAGGUUAAGUUGCAUCUGUUUGCUCAAGUCAGUACUAAUUUGUAUAUAUGUUUUACUUUCAUAAAUAAGGAUAAUAUUACUAAAAUUCUUCACAAAAGCUAUAUCGCCUUGACUUUAUGGGUAUCUCGUGUUAUAUUGUUCUUCAGAUAGGCUUGACUAUAAAAUGAUUGAUCUGACCUAAGGAUCAUAAAACAGGUUGAAACUUAAGUCAAAUGUUAAAUUGUUGUCUAAAAAUGUUAAAGAGUUAUUAUAUUUAAAUUGGAGAAAACAUCAUUUACAGUACUAGCUUUUGAUGCAAUAUGACAUUUUGAACUUGUGUAUAUCUUAUUAUCUUCAACAUUUUGUACAACAGAAGGAUUAAAUUUUGUUCUUAGACAAAAUCGAGAGGGGGCUUUGAAAUUCCUUACAAAUGUAUUUAAUGGGAUUCAGAUCCGAGGAUUUGACAGUGCAUCAUCACAGAUACCUUUUGGUCAAUAUCUUUCGGAGUUUUGCACGCACGUGUACCUCUUUAAGGAAGAUUCAAACUGUUUGAGAUGAUAUAAGACUGCCACGAGCAUCAAUUUCUUAUCACUUUCACACCAUCAAAGUUUGAUUCCGGUUUAAUGAAAUUUUGUCCAAAACUU